Nezara viridula (southern green stink bug) is the source of this 327-nucleotide messenger RNA. The record is from the annotation of a GenBank genome assembly. NCBI's taxonomy places the organism in Eukaryota, Metazoa, Arthropoda, Insecta, Hemiptera, Pentatomidae.
AUGAAUCAGAACCUGACAGAUGAAGAAAGAGCUUUCGUUAAUGAAUGUGAACAUGAAUUUAUUAAUCGAUAUACUGAAAAGGAUUAUGAUUACAUGUUACAUAUUAAGAUUGGUAUGAAUCCCCCUCCUUGUGUUGAGCCUUGGUAUCCAAAAGGUGAAAAUAGGGAUAGGAAUGAUGGAGGUUAUAGAAAUGACAGGAAUGAUGGUGGAGGUUAUAGAAAUGACAGAAAUGAUGGAGGAUAUAGAAAUGACAGAAAUGAUGGAGGUUAUAGAAAAGAUAGAAGAUCUGAAAACAAUGGCCAUGAUUACAAAAGAAAGAGAGAAUAA